AGAAUGAGUACUAAAAAGUCCCCCGAAGAACUGAAGAGCGUGUUUGAAAAAUAUGCAGCCAAAGAAGGUGAUCCCAACCAGCUGUCAAAGGCCGAGCUGAAGCUCUUGAUUCAGGCCGAAUUCCCCAGCGUACUCAAAGGUCCGAAAACCCUAGAUGACCUAUUUCAAGAAGUGGACAAGAAUGGAGAUGGAGAAGUUAGUUUUGAAGAAUUCCAACUGUUUGUGAAGAAGAUGUGCCAGUGAAGGAAAAAACGAAACAGUAUUCCUACGCACCGAAGGAAGCGCGGCUGGGC
This is a messenger RNA of Propithecus coquereli (Coquerel's sifaka), 293 nucleotides long. It is a transcript of the gene S100G, whose product is annotated as S100 calcium binding protein G. Gene Ontology annotation, molecular function: calcium ion binding; transition metal ion binding. The transcript has 2 exons. The record is from RefSeq and is a predicted model, not a curated record. Bases 4 to 243 code for a protein of 79 amino acids. NCBI's taxonomy places the organism in Eukaryota, Metazoa, Chordata, Mammalia, Primates, Indriidae. Gene Ontology annotation, cellular component: cytoplasm.